CUGGCCAACCGUACGGUCCGUUUCUCGAUGGGAGAGAUCAAGAAAGUGAUGCAACAGCUGUUGAACGCCUUGUUUUUCAUACACUCGCAGAAGAUAUUGCAUCGGGACAUGAAAGCGGCCAACAUUUUGAUCACCAAAAACGGGGUCUUAAAACUGGCCGACUUUGGACUCGCCCGAGCCAUCAGCUCAGGUAAUACAACCAAACGCUACACCAAUAAAGUGGUCACUCUGUGGUGUCGGCCGCCGGAGCUAUUGCUGGGCAAACGUAAUUACGGCUCACCCGUUGACCUGUGGGGCGCCGGUUGUAUAACGGCUGAGAUGUGGACCCGGAACCCAAUAAUAGCCGGCACCACAGAUCAGAUGCAACUCAACCUAAUCAGUCAACUGUGCGGUUCAAUCACACCAGAUGUGUGGCCGGGUGUCCAACGCCUGGAUCUGUACAACAAAAUGGUUUUGGCGAUGAAUCGGAGUCGGAAGGUUAAGGAGCGGCUGAGACCAGGCAUACAGUGUCCGCUUGCUCUGGACCUGUUGGACAAACUCCUAGUACUUGAUUCACAGAUACGAUUGGACUCACAUUUAGCACUUGAUCACCAAUUAUUCUGGUCACACCCCAUACCUCAAGACUUAUCCCAUAUGUUGUCCCAACACAAGCGCAGUCUGUUUGCGCACAGACCACGUGUGGACCGACAGACCCGCCCGACCAGUACUGCCGUCGACACCCAGUACUCCAAUAGGGUUUUCUAA
Medioppia subpectinata is the source of this 744-nucleotide messenger RNA. NCBI's taxonomy places the organism in Eukaryota, Metazoa, Arthropoda, Arachnida, Sarcoptiformes, Oppiidae. The record is from the annotation of a GenBank genome assembly.